This is a messenger RNA of Helianthus annuus (common sunflower), 2579 nucleotides long. RefSeq lists its product as uncharacterized. The coding region runs from base 1699 to 2463 and encodes 254 amino acids. The record is from RefSeq and is a predicted model, not a curated record. Gene Ontology annotation, biological process: proteolysis. The transcript is spliced from 13 exons. Gene Ontology annotation, molecular function: deNEDDylase activity; cysteine-type peptidase activity. NCBI's taxonomy places the organism in Eukaryota, Viridiplantae, Streptophyta, Magnoliopsida, Asterales, Asteraceae.
AACUUCAAUCUUUUCUAUUAACUCCCACACCCACUUCCCGGAAUUCUCUCUAAUUUAUCAAUCAGUUAAAACACUCAGUCACAUCAAAAUUCAACUUCAACAUAGACGGAGAAUCAAAAUUGAACUUCAAACGCCAGGCCGCUUCACCACUGCAACCGCCGGAAAACAACGAAUCGCACCACUGCAACCGCCGGAAAACAACCGCCGGUUCUUUUUUUGUGACAUGGAAUCGAAUUCUGACUCAGAUCAGAUCAUGCUGAAGAGAACAAAUCACAAAGAGGUCCAACAAUAAAGUCAAAAUCUAGUAAAGGGAAACUUAUAAUUACCUACAAUAAAAAGGGUGUCCCAAUUGGAAAGGAAUCAGUAGCACUCUCUACUUUUGAGGGAUUGGUAGCAAGAACUAUGAUUCCCAUAACUUAUACCACUUGGCCGAAAGUUGGUAAGGAAAGAAAGGAAGAAUUAUGGCAAUAUGUCAUGGCACAUUUUGUGGUUGACCCAAAGAGCCGGAAGCAAACUAUACAAUCAAUUGGGACAAAGUGGAGAAACGUCAAACAUACUCUAUACAGGGAUUACAUUGAGACACAAAAAAAUGACCCUGAGGAGAAGAAAAUUUUACUUAAUCCUCCUCUUAAGUAUCCAUUCUUGAAGAAAGAAGACUGGAAACUAUUUGUAUCACAAAGAACUUCAAAACAAUGGGAGGAGACAAGUAAGAAGGCAAAGAAAGUCCGUGCACAUCAUAAAUACAAUCAUCAUUUGAGCAGAAAGGGAUAUGCCAGACUCACUACUGAGAUUAUGCAAGAAACCGGCCUGGAGGAAGAGGAGAUUGAUAGGGCAAUGUUGUGGAAACGAGCAAGAGAACUGAACUGAAAAUAGGAGGUUUCGACUCAGAUGUCCAAGUGGUAGUUGAUAGAAUUGACCAGCUUAAGGAAUCAGAUUCUGGAGAGGGCACAUGUGGAACACAUGAUGUGCUUACCCAGGCCUUGGGUACUGAUGAACAACGUGGGCAUGUACGCGGGAUGGGCAAAUUUGUAACUCCACAACAAUACUUUUAUUUACCCAAUACUGUCAAGCAUUACAUGGACACUGAGAAGAAGAAGUAUGAUAAACGACUCAACAAGCUUGAAGAUGAAUUAGAGAAACUAAAAAGAGGUGUGAACAAUGUUUCAGAAGCCGAAAGUUGCCAAUGGGGCAAUGAAGAUCUUGAAGACAACCCAGAUGAAGAACCACUUGAUAUGUCAUGUUUUCUUGCGGUUGACAAUGCAUCAAACAUAGUCGCCAAAGGAACUAUACUGAUGGAUACAAAUGAAGAGGAGUUCCUUCAAGUCAUGUUGGAAAUAUGUUUACAUAGAGAAGCGUUACUACCAGUUCCACUUGAAGAGGAAUUCAUUAUGGAGGUCGGAGAUGCAAUUGGGCACAUACUGAGUUGGCCAAGACAUCUAGUCAUUCAAUGCUCUGACUUGGAAAAAAUGUUGGCGAAACCAAAGACAAAACCCGUGAAAGAUUUAAAAAGUAAUAAACAAAUAAAACAACCAAGAGGGACUAAUGAGGAAAACGAAAAGGAGCUUGAACAAAAGAUUGUACAAGUGGAAAAGGUCACGGGAAAAGAAGUAGUAAGUGAGAAAGAAAAAAAAACGGAAAAGAGAACCUAAAGUGGAAAAUGAAAAAGAGAAUGUACAAGUGAACGAAGGCAAAGGGGGGAUGACGAGAGCACAAAGGAGGCCAAGGAUAAGAGUUGAAAACAAUGCAGUUUUGACAAUGACUGCAUUGGUUGUUGACGCACAAGUUUUAAAGGUUGAUUCUAUAAAAUUGCAGUGUGUAGACGAUCUAUUUGGGUACGAGAGUUUCACAUAUUUGAAUUGGGAUGAUUUUGAAGCAAUUUUUACAUUGGAUGAGCUGACUGGUUCUGUCAUCACUGCUUAUAUGAUGUUCUUGUAUGAGCAAAUCAAGAAUGGGCCAAAACUUGAUCAUGGUAUUUGUUUUGUCAGCCCGGGUGCAAUCUCGCCAAGUGAACGUAAAUCAAAACGCAAACAUAUUGAUGAUGCAAGUAGAGUGGUUGUAGAUCGGUUGUCGACAAGAAAGGACAAUGACAUCAUCAUAUUGCCCUACAAUCCCGGAAGACAUUGGGUGUUGGCAGUUUUGGACAUGAAAACAUAUACUUGCUAUUAUCUUGAUUCUAUAAGGAAUGGCACAAUCAAUCCGAUGUUGAGGCAAAUUAUUGAUGCGGCAAUGGCCUUGCAUGCUAUACAAAAUGUCAACUGGGUUAAGGCUAAGUGUCCAUAUCAGACGGGAGGUACUGAAUGUGGCUAUUAUGUGUUGAAGUUCAUGAAAGAGGUGGUUGAAGAAGGAAUUGAAAUACUAGCCAAUGACAACGUUGGGGAAGGAAAAGAGGUAUACACGGAUGAGGAUAUUGAUGGAAUACGUGAAGGGUGUUCGAGUUAUGGGGCAACGUUUGUUUUCAAGUGACUAUUUUAGAUGUUGAAGUAUGUACGGCAAAUAGUAUUUUUUUUUGUUAAGUUAAGAUAUUUUGAAUUAUAUUUGACAUAUGACUAUGAAAUGAAUUGCUUUGGUUUUUGUGUAUU